AUGAUUUCUAUUAUUGAUACGGGUGCGACACAUUCGUUUAUAUCUGCUGAUUGUGUUGAGAAAUUGAAUAUGGAAAUAUGUUAUAUGGUUGAGAGUAAGGUCAUUGAUACCCCAACCAAUGGUUCAAUGACUACUUCGUGGAUUUGUUUAAAUUUUCCUUUGACUAUGUAUGGUAAAGAAUUUGGUAUUGACUUAGUUUUCUUACCGUUAAGUCAACUUGAUGUUAUUAUGGGAAUGAGCUGGUUGGAGUUCAACCAUUUUCAUAUCAACUAUUUCGACAAGUCCGUGAUGUCUCCCGAGAUCAAAGAAGGUGGAUAUAUGAUGUUUAUGUCUGCUAAGAAAGUGGAUGAGUCCUUGAAGGAUGACACUCGAGUGUUUAUGAUGUUCAGUUCAUUGAAGGCUAAAAGUAAAGUUGUGAUUGGUGAUCUGCCAGUGGUAUGUGAUUUUAUAGAGUUGGCCCCAUAUGAUAUUAGUGAUUUAGCGCCAGAACGUGAGGUUGAGUUCACCAUAAACUUAGUAAUUACUACUAGUCCUUUGUCGAUGGCACCUUAUAGAAUGUUUGCUCCAUACCUGAGUGAGUUGAAGAAACAGUUAAAAAAUAUUCUUGAGAAGAAGUUUGUUUGA
Lathyrus oleraceus (garden pea) is the source of this 624-nucleotide messenger RNA. RefSeq lists its product as uncharacterized. Lineage: Eukaryota; Viridiplantae; Streptophyta; Magnoliopsida; Fabales; Fabaceae. The coding region runs from base 1 to 624 and encodes 207 amino acids. The record is from RefSeq and is a predicted model, not a curated record. The transcript has a single exon.